Messenger RNA from Mercenaria mercenaria, 3322 nucleotides. Its product is annotated as multiple epidermal growth factor-like domains protein 10. The annotation marks the transcript as partial. The record is from RefSeq and is a predicted model, not a curated record. NCBI's taxonomy places the organism in Eukaryota, Metazoa, Mollusca, Bivalvia, Venerida, Veneridae. Gene Ontology annotation, molecular function: scavenger receptor activity. The transcript is spliced from 19 exons.
CCUGUCCUAUUGGUACAUACGGACAAAAUUGUAGCAGAUCUUGCACAAAUUGUACGCAUGGCAGCACCUGUAACAAUGUGGACGGAGCCUGUCCUAGAGGAUGCAAUCCUGGAUACAAUUGGGCCGCCAACAAAAGAUGUAACACAGCGUGUGAAACCGGACGAUAUGGGUAUAAUUGUUCAUCAUACUGCAGUAUUCAUUGUCUCAAUGGCAUUUCACAAUGUGACAAAGCGACAGGGAUAUGCAAACAAGGCUGUGCGGCCGGAUAUAUGGGACGUAGUUGUUCUACAGUUUGUGCCGACGGGAAAUUUGGUCCUGGCUGUAACCUAAAUUGUAGCGGCCACUGUUAUAAUGGUGAAACAUGCACAAAAACUACUGGAAAAUGUCUAUAUGGAUGCGAGGCCGGAUAUAUUGGUUUGAAUUGUUCAACUCCGUGCCCAAACGGUACAUUUGGUGCAAACUGCAGCCGUCGUUGCCAUUGCAUAAACGGGACAGAUUGUCGUAACACGGAUGGUUUCUGCAAAAAUGGCUGUGCUUUUGGAUGGAAAGGACAUACCUGUAGUGAAGAUUUAAAUAUCAUUCAUGGUAUCCGGCAAACGGUCAGAACGAAUCAGUCUACUACACUUCCUCCAGCUGCAAAUUACGGUUCGUCGAAAGCAAUUGAUGGAGUACAAAGUUAUACAGUAGAUACGUGUGCUUGUUGCAGUGUUACAUACGGAACCUCUCCAUCUUGGUGGCAGAUUGACCUAAGAACGAAAUAUCUGAUUGAAUAUGUGGAGAUAUUUGGACGUGCGUCAGGAAAUGCAGAACAGCUGCAAGGUGCAAAGAUAUAUGCCGGAAACAUAUCCAUGGCAGGAAAUGUUACAACAGGAGAUUUCAUUUUUGAAGUUCCCAAAAUAAAUGACAGCACACAUUUCGUAGAACAUAUGGACCCUGUUAUUGCACGGUUCUUUGUCGUAAAACCGCUCUAUGGCAUCCUCACACUUUGCGAAUUUAGAUUGUUUAAAAAAGUUUUCGAAAAGUACACUUCCACAUACAAAGAAAUAAAUGAAUUCUUUAAAAAUGCCACUGGGAUUGGUCUUGAUGAAAAUUUGGACUUUCUUGAUGAUGAACUUGAUGAAAUAGAAAUGGAAACUGUUAACUCUGCAAUUAGUAGUUUAGAGCCAACCACUGCAGAGCCUGAACCUCAAGACUUAGAGCAGCCAAAUAAAAGAUUCAAGAGUGCUUCAGAAUCAGACAUAACAAGAUUAAAAGCUCAGAACACCGAGAGAACCACUGACAGCAGCACUAAAUGGGCCGUUGGCUUAUUAAAAGCCUGGAUGUCUGAAAAUGAGUAUCUGAAUGAAUCAUUUGAAGACCUGGAUCCGACAACACUGGACACGCUUCUUCAGCAAUUCUAUGCUUGUCUGCAGAGCAGGAAAGGUGGAAACUACUCCAAAUCAGCACUAGUUGGUAUCCGAGCAGAUGUAAAAGAUAGGCGUUACCUAACAAUGGCCUAUAAUGAGGCAGAUAAAACGCAUCAUGGACUUGACAAUCGAGAGAAAAGUAAGGAGCCAAGGAUGUAUGAAACGGGGGAUGACUUCUGCCCACUUAAAAGCUUUGAAAAGUACCUUUCAAAGCUCCAUCCACAAUGUGAAAGAUUAUUUCAACGGCCACAGCGAGUAUUUGCAGGUCCCGAGUCUGAAACCUGGAAUGUACAAAGUCUGACAUCUUACAUAAAACCACAUGAUGAUGAAAAACAUAACCUUAGUAAUGCACUCACCUACAAAAGCAGGACUUCUUCUGAGGUCAAGUCAUAUAAUCCAGUAAGUUCUGUGGUCGUACCAGAACCAGUAGUGGAAAUUGAAACAUCAGAGCCUAAGGAUCAACUCCAGUCACUGGACCAGUGUAGCCAGCUUCAAGUUGCUUCUUCAAGUUCAGCAUCAGUAUCCUCAAUAGGUGGGAAACAGAUUCCGGGCACAUUUUUGUUUGCAAAACUUGUCAAAAAUGAAUUGAUAAAGGAUGUUAUGCUUGAUUUAGACUGGCAUCAGUCGUUAGAGUCAUUGAAUCUCUUAUUACAAACAGAAUGCGAUGUUGGUAGCUUUGGAAACGGAUGUUCGUACUAUUGCCACUGUUCAGACAUGGAGGGCUGUAAUCCAGUUACUGGAAAAUGUCAGAAUCCUGGCUGUUUUCCCGGAUGGCAAGGGGAAGCUUGUGAUCAAGUGUGUGAUCGGCAUAACUUUGGGGCUGCUUGUAAAGAAACGUGUCAUUGUAUAAACGGUUCAUCAUGUGAGCAUACAAAUGGGACGUGUGUGGACGGCAAAUGCGAUCCUGGAUGGCUGCUACCAACAUGCAGUGCAGAAUGUCCUGCUAGACGAUAUGGCGUGAAUUGCACCAGUACAUGCCACUGCCUCAAUAAUACCGGUUGUAACCAUGUAACAGGUGUAUGUUAUAUUGGUUAUUGUGAUCCCGGAUGGCAAGGCGAUACAUGCAAUGAAGCCGGUAAUAUAUUGAUGCGACUCAAGGGCCAAGUUAAUACACAGAUGUCUUCCGUGGCUCAUAACUGGACAUCAAAUCGUGCCAUCGACGGUCUUGUUGGUCCAGAUCCUGACACAUGCCACUGCUGCAGUGGAACGGAGAAUUCUAAGCUUUCCUGGUGGAGACUUGAUUUAAGAAAAAAUGUUUCGAUCAAGUCGGUUAUCAUUUACAGCAGGGGCGCAGAAAGUUAUUACCAAGACUUGAAAGGCUUUCAGUUAUUUCUUACAAACAACACUGCGCAAGACUCAUCAGCCAUAAAUACAAAUACCAAUACAAACAUUACUGGCAACGCUUAUGAAAUUAAUGCGUCAAACACUUUGGCAAGAUAUGUAACUAUAAAGAGACCAGGAGUGCUAACAAUAUGUGAGGUUAUGAUCUUUGAAGGAGAGUGCAGGUUGGGAACAUAUGGCGAAGAAUGUAUGAAGGAGUGCCACUGUGCAGACAACAAACCGUGUAAUAAAGAAAGCGGACAUUGCCAAACAUUAAUUUGUAAAACAGGCUGGAAUGGAACAGCUUGCAACCAAGGAUGCCCACAAGAUAGAUUUGGUGACGGAUGCAAAGAACGUUGUUUUUGUGCGGAAGAUACCUGCACAACUACCUACGGUGCAUGUCCUGGACAGUGCAGGCAAGGGUAUCACGGUCCUCAUUGCAACAUAGUAUUACAGGGGAAUGGUAUUACUAAACAAAGUGAGAAUACUUCAAACAAAGUUGCAACCAUAGGAGGAUCGGUUGGAGGAUCUGUCGCAUUUCUUAUAAUUGUGAUUGCUGCUGUAUACCUAUUCAGAAGAUAUCGAACAAAAUUAAG